This is a messenger RNA of Bactrocera dorsalis (oriental fruit fly), 11521 nucleotides long. Its product is annotated as diacylglycerol kinase theta. The record is from RefSeq and is a predicted model, not a curated record. Gene Ontology annotation, biological process: intracellular signal transduction; lipid phosphorylation; diacylglycerol metabolic process. Gene Ontology annotation, molecular function: ATP-dependent diacylglycerol kinase activity; RNA binding. The transcript has 20 exons. NCBI's taxonomy places the organism in Eukaryota, Metazoa, Arthropoda, Insecta, Diptera, Tephritidae. The coding region runs from base 1741 to 6456 and encodes 1571 amino acids.
UUUCAUAGAGUUCAAAAGGUGCGAGCCAAUUUCAGUGCCUCAGAGCGCACCAUAGUUAGCGAGUGAACACACCGAAAGCCUAGUGAUGUGCUCUUCGUGCGGUUAACACAGAACAAACGCUGAAAAUUCAUAUAAAAACUUUAUACCUAUCGAAAUAAAAGUUUUAUUUAACUAAGCAUAAUUAUUUCAUUUUCUUUCGUGAAGGAAAUUGUAAAAAUUGAAAAUAUAUUUAGAUGUCAAAAUACAAAAGAGAUACAGCUCACGAGAGAUCGCAACUAUUUAUUAAUAACAAAACGAAAACGCGAAAAUUAACUAAAAUAUAUAUGUAUGCAAAAUUAAGAAUGAAUAUGUGUGUUCCUUAUUAUUCAUUACUUUAAAUACUGGAAAGUUUAAAAGUGAAUUGGAAACAAUGCUUGUAAUUCCCUUAAACAUAGGAUUGACAGUAAAACCAGUACAAUUUGGGUAUAAAAAAUUUUCUAUACCCAGCAUGUAGAAAAAAAUCAAAUCACACUGUCAUGGACUUGUACUUUAUAGUAUACUUAUAGAUAUGUAUAUAUUAUAACCGAAUACUGCGCGCGAGCGGGGUAAACGAUCAGUAUUGAGCGACGAAAAUCAGCAAGGCAAGUGUUAAGCAAAUGUAUGUGUGUGUGGCAGAUAAGAUGGAAAAUUUGUUGUGAAAAAUACGGAAUAAUUUUUGUGUAAUAAUAAUUUUUAAGGGGAAUCGCGCCUCCAAAAAUUUCGUAUCUCUUUGAUAGGCCGUAUUUAAAAUUGUUCCAAACUAAUAUGUAAUAAAAUAGUAAAGAGUGGCAACGCGGAAAGUACUAUUAUAUGUACAUAUGGAUAUACAUAGGUAUGCAUGUAUCCUAAAACCCAAAACUAUAUACAUAUACAUAUAUGUAUGUAAGUGAUUAAGGAAAAUUGAAACACUUAAAAUACUGUCAACAAUUGCAGCAUAAAAAUUCAAAGAAAAUUUCAAAUUAUGAGAAAUCAUAUAGUAGAUAUCCAAUUAAUACAUUCUCGAGGGCAAAUGCAUUUAAGAUAGAUGAAGAAAAGGAACGGAGAAAAAUAUAUCAAAAAUAGUAAGUACCGGCCCAAAUGUCUGGAUGAAUAGUACAAAUGGAUGAAAAUGCCGCCGUCGCUGUCACAUUUGUUGUCGUCGCCGCCAUUUUAUCAUCACUUUUAUCGAGCACAAACGCAGCAGUACAAAACAUUAAGCCCAAAAAAUCAGUCAAUAAAGCAACAGCUGCUGACACAAAGGUCGAAACUAAAAGCCAUCAACAGCAAGACAAUAGAGCACCAACUAGAAUUCAAAGCCGCUCAAAUAGUCAAAAUAUACUUAUUAGAUAUUCAAAAAUAUAUAAUAGCAGUAAUAGAAAAGAAGUUACCAAGGCCAUUGACAAAAUUGGCUGUCAUUUCUGUGGUGAGCAAGAAGAAUUGCUUCCAAAAUUCUUAUUCUUCGUACAUUGCAUCAAUAAAAAUAUCAGGAGUCAAUGUGACUUAUCCAAUAUGAUGUUGAGCAGUUGAGAGAAUUGUCAGCUGUUAUACUAAAAACAACAAAGAAGUAAAAAGGAUUAUAAGAGAUAAACUAAAAAAAUUAAGCCUCAAAAAAGAAGCAGCAGAAAAACUGUUAUAAGAUUACAAAAAUCUUUUCUUUCGCGUAUCGUCGAUAUCUUCGUUAUAUUGGUCUGCUGCCAAUUGCGAUUCAGCGAUACGCCCCAUAAUCGAAAGUAUCCUUAUAGAAUGCGCAAAAUGGCGGAUGGUGGACAUACAUUCGUAAAGAAGACCUUUGGAAAGCCAACGUAUUGUCAUCAUUGUUCAGAUUUGAUUUGGGGUAUUAUUCAGAUCGGAUAUAUAUGUGAAGUGUGUAAUUUCGUCAUACACGAUCGUUGUGUUUCAAAUGUUGUUACUCCAUGCUCUGGCAUUGCUCCAUGUAUUAUAAAGAAUCCCGUCGCGCAUUGCUGGUCAGAGCCAACUCAUCAUAAAAAGAAAUUCUGUACCGUUUGCCGUAGACGAUUAGAUGAUAGUCCAGCAGUACAUUGUUUAAUUUGCGAAUAUUUCGCACACAUUGAGUGCCAAGAUUUUGCUGUGCCUGAUUGUACUGAAAAUGCGACGUAUGUGCCCGGCAAAGAAUUGCAGAGUGUGAAACAUCAGCAUCAUUGGAGGGAAGGUAAUCUACCCCCCACGUCUAAGUGCGCCUACUGUAAAAAGACAUGUUGGUCGUCCGAAUGCCUCACAGGUAAAGGCUAUCGCUGCGAAUGGUGCGGUAUGACAACGCAUGGGGGAUGCCGCACGUACCUGACAACCGAAUGUAAUUUUGGUGUACUUCAACCCAUAUAUUUACCUCCACAUUCGGUCUCGAUUCCGCGCACCGAGGUUCCCAUAGAAGCUAUUAUUGGCGUACAAGUUAAAUCGAAAACCACAUUAGUACGAGAUUACUCGUGCCCUGAUUUGGGGACAAUAGAGUGCCCAGAAAAUACUACUUCCGUAAAUUUCAUUACUCCCAAUGAAGGCUGUAUAACAGAUGCAAUCAACGAAAUAAAUAAAGUCCCCGAACCAAGCUUAAAAGAGAUUCUGUUUAUUGAAAGACAACGUCGCAAGAAAUCAAAGGAAAAUUUUCUACUAUCAUCAUCCGCAUCAUCAAUAUCCACCAGCUUCACACCAACGCCAUCUUUACCUUUACUUACACUCCCAGUAGUUGAGAAAAGUCCUACCUAUUCUGAGCUCAAAGAAGGUGAACAAUGCAAGUGCAUCAACAUACCUGUAUAUUUAAGUGACGAUAACGCUGUAAAGACUGUCAGCGGAACACCUCCAAAUCAAAAUGUGACUUGCAAUAUACAAAAGUCUUCAUCUACAUCCUCUUCCCUUCAUCUAUUAUAUACAAAUUUGUUGCGUCGCAUGCAUCCAAUCUCGCGAAAACACUUAUCAUCCAAUACAGAAGACGAGGAUAUCGAUGUUUGCGAUGUAAAUGGUAGUGAAGUGAGUGAAGAUUAUCAUAACAUUAAAGUUAAACAACUAGACUCUAGUGAUCAUAGUAUCGUAGCGAAAACUUUACGACGACAAUGUCAAAGUCUCUAUGAAACUACCGAUACGGAAGGUGUUUUAACAACUGUGGACAACAUUGGUUAUGACUCUAACAUAAAUCAGAUUAGUAAUUUAAGCUAUAAUAAAGGUAAUAUUAAAACAUCGGUAGAAAGUCAUUAUAAUUUAGAUGAAAAACUGGAAAAUGCUCAAAACGUAAUAAUAACAGCAUGUGCACUCAAAGCGUGUCAAACAAUCAACGCACCUACACUAGUUACGCAAACGCUUAUGGCUCCAAAAGAUGGCAACAGCAACGCACAUGAACAAUUUUCUAAGACUGGCGCUUUAUUAAAAGCGAAAACGUACAACCUCAGCCCGUUUAAGGGUGUCCCGAACAAAGGCGGCUCUUUGAGCUGCUCGCCUAAUUCCAGUGAUUGCUCGUCACAUUCGCCUGUGCCAGAGAAUCCUUUAAAAAUGUAUCUUUCGGCAGUGAACCGAAGUAAAUCAUUCCAAGAACCUGGAGUCAAACAGUAUACACGUAAAAAAGACUACACGCGACUCUUUCGACGUCGCUCAAAAAAACGUACUAAAGAUUCAGUGCUCAUAGGCACUAAAACAUCGAAAAGUGCCUUCAGUUUAGAUACCACAGGACAAAGUAUAGAAAUUACCAUACAAGAUGAAGAUGGUAAUUAUCAACCGUACGAUGAUGACUAUUUGACUUUAAAAGAUGUGCGCAGUGGACUUAGCCGUAGCGGCUACACCGACGAUGAUGAAGAUUAUGAGGACGGGUAUGACUUAAGACGACACGUGAAAGCAGAAUAUCAAACGCCAGCGUAUAGUAGUGAAGCCAGCAGUCCUACAAAUUUUCACAUGUAUUUAGAUGAUCAGCCGCAUAGCUUUACGAGUGAUGACGCCACAGCAGGCGAUAUAAGUGAUGGUGGUAGUAGUCGCAGUCGAUCACGCGUUAGUGACAAUGAAGAACACGUAUUCGGACGGUUGCUACGACGAAUGCAGUGCCUAUCGCUUGGGUGGCGGAAACAUCGUUACUACAAACGCAGAGCACGAAGUAUAUCUGAAGAGUUUAGUAGUGGAGACACGCCACGCUUCAAAGAUGAAGAACCGGGUAUUAAAACUGAUACAAUGCACGCUAGUGCCGUUAGUGGCGGAAGUGGUACGUCAUCACACUAUCGCCCAGAAUCCUCACACAAAUCGGAAAAAUCAGACAAAGAUAAAACCAAAAAGGAAAAAGAAAGUGAGGAAAAGGACAUUGAAAUGAUCAAAGUUUUCGACGGUAACAACUCAUUUAGACGGCAACUAUACCGGGUAAUUAGUGUACCGCGGACGUAUACCUUAGAACAAUUACUAACUACAGCAUUGCGAGCAUUUCAUAUAACUAGAGAACCCAGCGCAUUUUACAUGACUGACUUGUAUGCUGCGUCUGGUAUGGAGGAUGUUCCAUUGCAAGAUCCAACCCCCGUAAUGAACUUGACGCAUUUGGAAGGAAAGAGACCAGCAAUAUAUCUAAGGUUUCACGAUAAGGACAAAGGAUAUGUACGCGUUUAUCCGGGUAAACUGCAAUGCUCUUUAGAAGAGCCGUAUGUUAAUGUUCCUGUUGAAAAUACAACCAUUAUUAAGGAUUUGAUUCGCGAUGCUUUAGAUAGAUUUGGUUUACAAGAUAACCAAAUCCAAGAUUAUAGAUGCUCUGAGGUAUUACUAGACCGUGGGGUUACCGAAAGGAUAUUAUCAUGGAAUGAGCGGCCAUGGGAUAUAAUGAAGCAAUUGGGCAAGGAUUCCAUCAGACAAAUGGAACUAAUGCGAUUUUAUAUGCAACAUAAGCAAGAUCCGCAUGGACCAAACAUCGCGUUAUUCGUUGGAAAUUUACCACCAGGCUUAUCACAACGCAAUUACGAACAAAUUUUGAAUAAGUAUGUUACAGAUGAAAAUAAAUUUACUAGUAUUGGACCUAUCUACUAUGAAUAUGGCUCAGUGGUACUAUCAUUUGAAGACGCUCAAAAGGCGGUUCGAGCUUUCUAUAACUUACGUGAAACUAUUAUAGAAGAUAAGAAGCUUUUAGUCAUGCUCUUGCCAAAUAUAGAACCGAGCAUGGUUCCAUCAGAUGUGCGACCACUACUUGUAUUUGUUAAUGUUAAAUCAGGCGGUUGUCAAGGUCUUGAACUAAUAUCAAGUUUUAGGAAGCUUCUGAACCCAUAUCAAGUAUUCGACUUGGAUAACGGAGGGCCCUUGCCGGGAUUGUAUGUAUUUCGGCAAAUUGUUAACUACAAAAUACUGGUAUGUGGCGGUGAUGGCACCAUCGGCUGGGUAUUACAAUGCUUGGACAACGUGGGACAGGAUUCCGAAUGCUCAAGUCCACCUUGUGCUAUAGUUCCUUUGGGCACCGGAAAUGAUUUGGCCCGAGUACUUUGUUGGGGUUCUGGUUAUACAGGAGGCGAAGAUCCUCUAAAUUUACUCCGUGACGUUAUCGAAGCUGAAGAGAUACGCCUGGAUCGUUGGACGGUUGUAUUUCAUCCGGAAGACAAGCCGGAAGAGCCUGCAUUAAAGGCGCCCUCAAAUACAACGGGUAAGAAGAAGAAGGCUCACCAAGCACAUCUAUCGCAACAAACAAAUCAGCACCAUCAAUUACCGGCCAUAACAUCGACUGAAAUAUCAGGUGGUGGCGCCCAAAAUGAAGACAACUCUCAAAUAUUCGUUAUGAAUAAUUAUUUCGGCAUUGGCAUUGAUGCCGACCUUUGUCUCGAUUUUCACAAUGCACGCGAAGAAAAUCCGAACAAAUUUAAUUCUCGAUUACACAAUAAAGGUUAUUAUGUUAAGAUGGGCUUGCGAAAAAUUGUUGGUCGUAAAACCGUUAAAGAUCUUCAUAAGGAAUUAAAAUUGGAAGUUGAUGGCAAAGUAGUUGAUUUGCCACCUGUUGAGGGGAUUAUUAUAUUGAAUAUUUUGAGCUGGGGUAGCGGCGCAAACCCAUGGGGACCAGAUAAGGACGAUAACUUUUCCACACCCAACCAUUACGAUGGAGUGUUGGAGAUUGUUGGUGUUACAGGCGUUGUACACUUAGGGCAAAUACAAUCCGGUAUACGGACGGCAAUGAGAAUCGCACAGGGAGGUCAUAUAAAAAUUCAUUUAUACUCGGAUAUGCCAGUACAAGUCGAUGGAGAGCCUUGGGUGCAAAGCCCUGGCGAUGUUGUUGUUUUAAAGUCGGCUCUAAAAGCCACAAUGCUGAAAAAAAGUAGAGGUAAAAGACGCCUUACUGAGCCACAUAUUUCCCCAGCUGUACUAGCCAGUAGUUUAUCAGCAUCAGCAACGGCAUCUACUGCAGCAUCACAGGCUACCAUCCAAAUAAAUUCCUCUGGAAGCAGUGUUAGUGGACUCGGACAAGGACCAGAAAAUGGAGAUCGCGACCGCGCAACUCCAAUUGGCACAUAGAGAUCGCGCCCGUCUGAUCCAAGUUUUUUAUUCUCUUGUUUUCUUUGAUUACUAAUAUACACAGCGCUAUUUGACAACAAGAAAAAUAACAAUAAACAAAUUAACUAACCAAAACAGAAUGAAGAUAUGCAUAUUAGAAAUUUAAACAUCACUGUAACAAAUAGUUCACAGGACAAUUGUGUAUUGCGUUAUAAAAAUAAUUGCAUUUCUUAUAUAAACAAUUAAUUUAAUAAUAAAUAUUUUAUUAAUUAGACUAACGAAUUGUUUUAUAGUAAAAUUGCCCAAAAUUAAAUAAUCUAAGUAUAUAUGAUGCUUAUACAAAUAAUUAUCUGUGUACACGUGACUUGAAGUAAAUUGUUACUGCGCAAAAAUUGGUAAUAGGAUUUUGAAAUUGCAAAAUUUUUACAAACAUGCAUAUGUAUGUGAGGCAAAAACUAUAAAAUCUUUACGAGCGAGUGCAGAUUCUCAUUAUCAUUGCUUUCAGUAAUACAAUAUUUAUUUAACACACUAAAACAUGCUUUUUUCCUCUUACAUAUUAGAUUAUACAUACAUACAUAUGUACAUAAUAUUCAUGAAAGAAAAAAUAAGUUGACAAGUAUUUCAUUAGUUCAAUAUUUCUGAUCAAGAAUUGAUUUUUGUUUGCACGUACAUACUUUAUACAUCAAUUACAAUUCGAUUUAAUACAUAUAGUAGAACUUAAUAAAAAAGUACAUAUUAUCAUUUUCAAACUCAGUACUGUUAUUUUUUUAAUUUUGUAUUGUUUGCGUGUUUUAAUUUGUAUAAAAAAAAACGAAAAAAUUACCCAGAAAGUUAAGGGCAAUUCAUAAUUAAAUUAAAAGUUUGCCUAUAUUUAUUAUUUCUUUAAAAGUUGCUAUUGUAGUAGCUAAAUAUGGUUCCAUUGCACUUCCGUAUAUGUAUGUUAUAUAUUUGCAAUGCAAUCAUCUUAAAUGUAAUAUUAAAAAAACUAUAGUUUUUCAAAAUCGCCACCCACCAGCAAAUAAUAUUUACUGUUUAAAAUUUAUGAAAAGAAGUCAUUAUAUAAACUGUUUGACAUCAUUAUACAUAUAUUCAUACAUAUUGUAUUUGUAAUGUAGUAUGUUUGGUAUUAGAAUUAGAGCUGCCCUCAUUUUAUGAAAUUUAUUAAUGUAUUUGAUAGAUUUUUGUUAUCAAUAAUUAUGAUAUUUUUUGUAAAUUUUUUAUUAAUGGUCAACAAUGCCUGUUAGUUAUUAAUCAAUAGUUUUCGUAUAUGCUAUGCUCUAUCUGCUUGUUUGUGAAAUACAUCGCUUUUGGGUUUGAUAGUUGUAUUUCUUUCUAUAUAUCACAAAUGGAUUAUAAUCAAGUAUGAAUGUACUCAUAUGUAUGUAUGUAUGUAAAGGGCUUGGUUAAUAUUGUUGCUAAUUUUCGUUUAUUGACUAUCCUUUAAUAAAUUAUUUAUUUUCAAGAAAUAUUCAAAUACAUAUUUAAUAUACAAAGGCUCCUCAAAAUUGUUUAAUCACAUUUUAUAUUGUUUGUUUUUCCUUAACAAAAUCUCAAUAUAUGUUUGGAAAUUAAUCACAUAAUUGAUAUUAUAUAAAAAAAACAUUAAAAAUCUCUCGGGAAUCAAUCAAAAAUAUAAAAAAAAAAAAAACAAAAAAAUUAAAUAAAUUUAAAAUCGUUUAACAUUACCUAAUUCUUCACCGACCGCAAAAACUUCUUAUUACUUGUAAUAAAAAAUAAACCCGACGGAAUUUUAUGGAAUCACUGGGAAUUUCUAAAAUAACUGGAAUCAAUCCAUAUUAAUAUGAUUAAUAAUAACUUAUGCAUAAGGCCACGAUGUUGAAGAAAAACAAAAGUAAAAUGAAGCGACGCAACACAGAGCCUACAAUGACACUUACCGGUACAGCAACACCCCAUCUCUCACUAAUGCCAGUAACCGUAAUGGCGGCGGCCAGCGACAGUAGCACCGGCGAUACAGAUGCUGAGAAUACACCGAACAAUACCGAUUUCUGAAUAUGGUACAGUGAGCGAUUAAUUUAACGUACUAACUAAUGUGAGUUUUUUGUUUUUUUUUUUUUAAUAUUCAAAUGUGCUUGAAACAUAUACAUAUAUUAUAACUUAUUUGGGUUUCAUACAAAUAUCAAUGCAUAAUAAGGAUAAACAUUCCAAAUUUAAAUUUAUGCUCUUUGUACUUCCAUAUUAAUGUCAUUGAAAUUUUAUUUUCGUCUAUUGAAUAUAUAAAACGAAAUAGUUUUUAGCCGGAAUUAUUGAAUUAAAAAGAUAUGUACAUACUUAUAUGGAUAAAAGCUCACAUACCUCCUACGCCUUAGUUAAGUUAUAUAGUUCAUACAUACACACGUAAUCGUUUAUAAAAGAUACCUGUUGGAACCUAACCGAAAGUUACUGAAUUGUGAACCAUGCAUAUAUGUAUGUAUACACAUAUUACAACAUACAUACAUACAUACAUAUGUGGCACGGGUAUGUGCGUAAUAUAAUAUAUUUCAGCCCAUGUGGUAAAACAAAAGUAAAGUAAGCUCUCAACAUUUUUUGGAGUACAAAGUGGUUAUUUUAAAGCAUCAUAUUCAAAAUAAUAAAAAUUCCGUUAGAAAUCUUUAUAAUAUGACUAAUAGUACGUUAAAUGGGAGUCGCUCUCUGAUUUGCAAUUAUCUUACUUGCUUCGAAUAUUAUAAAGAGCCACUAGUUUUUACUACAAUAUAUUGUGUAAAUUAUUAAAAGAAAUAAGAAAAUAUUUUAUUUUUCAUUAAAAACUGAAUGCACAACAUUUAUUAUACGGAAACUCUUAUGUAAGCACAAUAUCACUGAGAAAAAAUAUAGUAAAAGUUCUUUGCACAUUAAUAUACUUAAUACUUUUUAGUUACAUUUGAAAUAUAAUUUUGGCUUAUUUUGACAUUGUUUAUAUACAUAUGUUUUUCCGCCCAGCUAAUCCAAUUUCAAAAAUUAUUUCUUAUAAUAUUAGUUUGGUUUAGUUUAUGCAAUAAAUUUACUUCAUAAGCGAUAUUUUAGAAAUUUGUAAAUAUCAAACACUAAAUUAUGUGAUUUACUCAAGUCAGACGAAUAUAACUUACAUACUUACGUAUGUACAUAUUAAAAUAGUCUCAAAUACGUGCAUUCGUAAAAACAAAGAUUAUAUGAAAUAAGGAAUGCUUUGAAUACAUACAUAUAUGCAAACUUUCAUUUUUUUGCGAUACUUAUAGACGUUGUUUGAUAUUUUCAUAUACAGAUUCAUAUUCACGUAAAAUGAAAACAACCUAGAUAAAUAAAUUCCAAAUUUUGUUGCCUGAGAGUCACGGAAAUCAGACAACAUCAUUUCAGCAUUCAUAUUCACACUCCUAAAAAAUAAUACAGAUAUGCAUAUAUAAAGUUUAUUAUUAAAAGCUACAUAAACAUUAAUGUACACUAAACAUCUAAGCAAAUGUUAAAAAUAUAUGUAGAUAUAUUGUAGUGGAUAAGCAGACAAUGUGAUAAAUCGCCUCCACCUGCUAUGAUUAGGGGCUCAGUAAAUGUGGUGUAAUCAGCCGCUCAUUAAAAUUCCGUGAACAUUGGUCACAACACACUAUAGACAAAGUCGAUAUUUCAAUAUUUCUUGCAAUUUUAACGAACAAGAGAAAAUAUAUGCAAUGGAAUUAUUUAUAUUAUUAAUAUUACGAACAACGCGCACUGAUAAAUUGGUCAAUAAGUGAAAAUUGCGAGAUAUGUUGAUAAGUGUAUUAUAACCAACAAUUCGAUUAACCGCAUUUACAAAAAAUCUGCAGCUGUUUGGCGAUUUUGAAACAAAUAUUUAAUUAAUCGAUUUGGUUUUUUAUUUAAAAAAAUGCGUAAUCUAAGUGAAAUAAAAAGAAAACUCUUCUACUUUAAGAAACUCAAGAAACAGAAAUAACUAACAGUUCAAUAAAUACUUUCAAUAUAUGCAAAUAUUUAAAGAAAUCCAAAACAUAAUUACCAACAAAAUUUGACCUACUUACUAAAAACGAAAACAUAAAAAUUAAAAAUUGGUGUAGUGUGUAGUAUUAAGACAAAUAACCAAUUAUGGUAGAACACAUUAUUAACUUAAAACCAUAAAUUGACAAAUGGAAAUCUAUUUGUAUACUCGUAUAUACAUAUGAAUGAGUAAUACAUAUAAUUUGAAAUUAAUGAAAACAUUCACGCCGUUACACAAUAAAAUGUUAUUUCCUUUUUUUAUUUCUCAAAAAGUCCUUCACAAAAAUGCAUUAUUUUAAUUAUUUUCGAAUUAACUAACUAAAAACAGCUUCGAGCUUACACGAACUUAAAAUUAUUAACUUUUCUGUUGAAUAGCCAAUAAACCGCUUGGAAUAAACGUGCAUAUGUUUAUACGUGUUAGAACGUCCAUACAUAUGUAUGUACAUAUGUAUAUACACUAUAUUUGAAAGUGUUCACUGUCAAAGAGUUCAUUGUUACAUAUGUAUGUACAUGUCUACAUGCACAAUAUGUACUAUAAAUACUAAUAGAAUGUUAAAUGACACAAAAUAAUAUGAAUGAACAAAGGUAUUUACAAUGCUGCAUACGUAUAUAUACAUAUAUUAAUGGAGAAUUACCCAACAUAUGAGAAUGUCACAAAUUAAAUGUGAAAACAUCAACUUUAUUUACCGAACCAAAAAAAACUUAUUUGAGGUACUGAAUCAUAAAACUAUCUGAUCAGUUAUUAACAAAUGUAUUAUGGAAUACAUAAACAUUUUGCUAAAGUAGAAAGUAUUUGUUUUGAUAUUGUGUCAUAAUACGAUUUAUGUAUAUGAGUUAUUGCGUCAAAAUGUUUUAAAAUUGAUCACAGACUUUUACCACAAUAAUUAAUUGCAUAAAAUGCAUAUGUAUGUACAUAUAUGAGUAUGUAUGUGAAAUACUUGAACAUGCAUACGUACAUACUUAUACAUAUAGUACAUAUUUACUUAUGUGUAAAGCAACAUUGAUGGAACUUGAAACACCAUUAAAAUACUACAUGACAUCCUAAAAGUUAUUGAAAAAUGCGAAUUUGCAAAUAGAAAAAACAUAAAAUCAUAAAACUACAAAAUAAAUGUAACUAAUGACAGAACAAAUAAAGCUUAAUGGAAUUUCA